GGAGCACGAUCCCCGGAUCACGGACCGCAGGCAGUCCCGGCCGGUGUGAGACGGAUCACGGAGCUGCAGGGAGAGGAGCAGCAGAGGCUACUCGGCGCCGGUCCUCCCUCCUCCCAUCCCUCCAGCUGCUGUGGGGUUUUUAAAACUUUGGUUUAACCACCUUCGUCGUUUCGGAUCUUUCAUUUGGAAGAAUGAGCACCUACACCGUGUCGCUGCCCGGCCCCGGCCCCUGGGGCUUCAGGCUGCAGGGGGGCAAAGACUUCAACAUGCCACUGACCAUCUCCAGGAUCACUCCAGGCAGCAAGGCAGCGCAGGGUAACCUGAUCCAGGGUGACGUUAUCGUCGCCAUCGAUGGCGUCAGCACUGACGGGAUGACUCACCUGGAGGCUCAGAACAAGAUCAAGAUGGCCAACUACAACCUGGCACUCACCAUGUCCAAGUCAAAGCGUCCCGCUCCGAUGCCGGCACCGAGAAUGGACGCCACUAUUCCCGUGAUCCCUCACCAGCAGGUUUUCCCUCCCACUGCUCCCAACGCCGGCUUCAACCCCGGCGUGCUGAAGGACACUGCCCUCUCCACCCAUACACCCAUAGAGGUGAAGGGCCCUGGCGGUAAGGCCACCAUCAUCCACGCCCAGUACAACACGCCCAUCAGCAUGUACUCACAGGACGCCAUCAUGGACGCCAUCGCAGGACAGACACAGGCCAAGGGGCACGAUGCUGGCCUGAAGCGACAGUCUGCCGCUGGUUACAGCCUCCAGCACAAAGCUGCAGUCUCCAGUCAGUACGCUCAGCCUCCUGCCAUGCAUCAGGCUCCACAGGCCCCGCCCCCGCAGCACUACCAGCCAAUCCCACAGCAGUACCAUCAGCCCCCCACGCAGCACGCCCCACCCACUCAGCAGAGCUCCAUUCAGAUCCCUCUCGGCUCCGCCCCUCCCAAGGUGGUGAGCACGGCCUGUAUCUACCCCUCCCAGCCCGCUCCUGCUCCUGCUCCGGCUCCUCAGCCCCGCCCUCCAGCCGCUGCCCCGGCCCCCCCUCCGGCUGCUGCCUCGCCUUCCAACAGACCCCCCUGGAUCACCGACACCAACUUCGCCGACAAGUUCGACCCCAGUAAGACCACCACCACCAGUAUGAAGGUGCAGCCUCUGCCCCAGGCCGCCCCUCCUCCGCCAACCUACAUCCCCAACCCCUCCCCCGCAGCUCCUGCCGCUCCCAGCCCCGCCCCCAUCACCCCCAGUCCUGCCCCUUUCCCUCCAGUGGCGAGGGGCGUGGCCCAAAGGGCGGAGAGGUUUGCCGCCAGCAGCCGUACGCCUCUGUGUGGGGCCUGCAACAGCGUCAUCAGGGGCCCCUUCCUGGUGGCCCUCGGCCGGUCCUGGCACCCCGAGGAGUUUAACUGUCACUACUGCCACAUGUCUCUGGCUGACGUCAGCUUCGUGGAGGAACAGAACAACGUGUACUGUGAGAACUGCUACGAGGAGUUCUUCGCCCCCACCUGUGCCCGCUGCAACACCAAGAUCAUGGGGGAAGUGAUGCACGCUCUGCGGCAGACGUGGCACACCACCUGCUUCGUGUGCGCAGCCUGCGGCAAAGCCUUCGGGAACAGCCUCUUCCACAUGGAGGACGGAGAGCCUUACUGUGAGAAAGAUUAUAUUGCACUCUUCAGCACUAAGUGUCACGGCUGUGACUUCCCAGUUGAAGCUGGUGAUAAGUUCAUCGAGGCUCUGGGUCACACCUGGCACGACACCUGCUUCGUCUGUGCGGUUUGCCAUGUGAACCUGGAGGGGCAGCCUUUCUACUCCAAGAAGGACAAACCUCUGUGCAAGAAGCACGCUCACGCCAUCAACGUGUAGACCCGCCAACACCCGUGGAUCCGCUGCCUCGGCUCGGCGGGGGCGAAGCCACCGACCACAGCGUCGAACACAAGGCGACAACUUUUGACACAGAUGUGUGUAAACACUCUUUAAGAAAAAUACACUUUGGUUUGAGACUUUCUUUUUUUUGUGCAUUAAUAUUAAUGUUAACAUUUAAAACGACGCUGCCUGAUGAUUCUGCUUCAGAAACAGGGUCAUGAUGUUUUCACUCGUUCAUCCAGCUCAGACUUUGUUUUAUUCUGAUCAUGUUUUUUUUUUAUCGUGGUCGAAGUGACAGCGGUGCAGCUCGGUUCAGACAGGGGGCGCCUGUGAGUCUGGAGUUUGCCAAAUGAAAUCAUUCAUUAGACUUUUUCAGUGUAACUAAAUUAAUAAUAGAACAUAACGUAAAAUAAUAUAAUAAUAAUAAUUUUCACAUCACUUUGGACAAAUUUAAUUGAAUUAUUUUUAUACUUUGUUAAUCAAAUUGUAAAUGAAUUUCUUGAUCUUUUUUUAAUUGAUCCAUUUACAAAUUGAUCAGUAAUGAAACAGAAAAAGUCUAUGAUUAUUGCGGCGGCACACUCAGAACUUUAAUCUGCUCAGCUGAAGUUUUUCCUCAUCUUUUCAUCACGUCCUGGACUUUUCCUCAUAUUGUGCCUGUUUUGACUCUUUGACUCUUUUUUAUCACGUUUAAACAGAAGGAAUGUUUGUUCAUGUUCGUCAGGACGAUGUGAAACCACAGACUGAACAGAAACAGAAACCAGAGCAGUGAAACAUGAAGGGGCUUGUUUGUUGUGUACUCGGACUCUGGCAGUGAGGUGGUGGUCUGCAGCUGUGUGACAGUGAACUGAGCAGCACCUGAAGAAGCCUUACCUGAGCUGAGACUGACCUGCUGUUAGAAGAGUGGCAGUGAAUGGAAGACGGACGUCUGAGGAAACAGAAGCAGGUGACACUUCUCACCGGCCUCUUUCCAGCUGGUUCACCUGUGCUCACACAUGAAGAACGAGUCCAGGUGCAGUGGAAUCUGUCCAUGUAGUCACCUGUAAUGGUUGGUAGCUCUGAGUCCUGUCUCAGACUGUCUCCCAGUUCAGACUCCAGCAGAUCAUGUUUUAGAAACUUGGAUGCUGCGACGCAGCUGAGAUGAUAGUUGACGUGUCAGCUCAGUUUACAUGGAGUUCCUGUUGAAAGCCGAGGGGAUUUAAGGCUCUGAUAUUCCUGGAUGUGGACAGUGAGCGUUCGGUUUAUUCUCGAUACUUUGUCUCCUCUGAGAGCAGAUCCACUGACGGCGAUGUCUCUGCUAACCUGAACCGACUGACCAGUCACCGAGCUUCAGUUCUUAAAGUCAGAGUUUGACCAGAGUUGGAUGAGAGGGCUGACAGGCUAGUUGUUUCCCUUCUGUCUUUAUGCUAAGCUAAGCUAACCGACUGCAGUGUGGGAUCAGUCUGAACAUCUAACUCUCAGUAAGACAAUAAACACAUUUCUUUGUCUGCGGGGACACAAAAGUCCCGUCACACAAACCAGCACAGGGAGGAGGAGGUGAACUCUGAGCUUUACUUCACCUCCGUGAGCGAAUCCACCAAUCGUCACUGUUCCUCCGGUAUCACAGGCUUCGCUUUGAGGUUUUGUGUUGUUCUGAGUGUUAGGAUGAUCCUUAAGUUCAGAGCUGAGUGAGUUUCUGAUAUUUUCUGCUGUUAAACGUUAGAAACUCUGGGAGGGGAAAUGCCUCCAGGUGAUAUCAGAGCAGUGGAAAUGUCCAGAAGGUUUCAGAGCUACGUCGUAGCUUCAGCGAGCAGUUUCCUGUGUGAAGUAAGAGAUUCAUGUCCUCAGACGUGACUCAGACGUGAUUCGUUCAAAAUGUUCUGUGCACAUUUUGAAAAUGUGUCACUGUUAAAUUACAAAACAUGAAUCCAAACCGGCCACACCUGAGACUCCACAGGUGAAACGGCCACAUUUCACCUCGGUGGAGACGAAUACAGAAACAUGAAGCACAGAACGUCUGGACUCACUUCCUGCUCUGACACAGGAUUUCAGUGUGUUUGCAGUUGUUGUUCCAGGUGAACCCGCUCAGGUGAGGCCGCUGCAGAGUGUCAUGGGUGUCUGAUGUGGAGCGUAGCUACUAAUCCCUCUUUGACUUCACGUACAGUAGGCAUACAAUGCAACCAGUAACCUUGACUUUCAUGUUUAUUGACAGUUUUAACUGUGUGAUAUUUAUUUGGAAGCUGAUGUAUGGUCACUGCUGCGUUCAGUGCUCGUCACAGUCUUAGCUCUUUGAUCCGUGUUCGUGUCCUGAAUGUCCCAGGGUUCGUCCUGAGUGUUGCUGUGGAUGGAUGUUUCUGUAAUUACACUGUAAAUGUUCGGAACUGUCGGAGCUUGAAUGUUUAUUACAGUGGUAGUUUCACUGCAAAGCCACUUCAUGGAUCUGUUCACACCUCACUCCAUGAGAUCGCAUCCCAGAAAAACACAAGGCAGUCAGCACCUGGUGGCCAUUAGAGGAACUGCACCUACACCAGCUGCCGAACGCAGCACGGCCCAGUUCAGAUCCUUUGCUGGUUUGUUCCAGGUGCACUGGUAAAGAAUGAAUGAAUGAUGGAGAAAACAAAGUAAAUGAAAACGUUUGAACCAGCUGACUUGUAUCAGGCAGCGUAAACACAAACUGGUUUUACUGGUCUGCAGUGUGAACAGAGCCUUGGACUCGCUCAUGUAGAGCAGAGGAAGUUUUCAGAUGAACUUAAAAGACUGACAGUUUGUGUGGGGAGACGUGAAGCGUCCUGGUGCGUCUCCCUGCAGCGUGCUGUGCCUGACGCUGCUCUGUGCUCUGCUUCUGUCUGACGUGUACAGUUUUUACUUUAAUAUUUUCUACAGGUUGUGUGUUUUUCAGAGAGUGAACGUGUGCGUGCAGAACAGUGUGUCACAGUUUGUCACAGCAUGUCGAACGAGGCCACGUCAGUAUUAGUUUGUGUUUGUGUCUCCGCGUCGUGAAAAGAGCGACGUGCUAACGCCACCGCUUCACCUUACUGAGAGUGUUUGAACUGGUUUUGGUGUCACUGAGCUGGAGGUGGAUCGUCCCUGAUGACACACGGUGACUGAAGAAAGGAAGCUGAAGUGACAUUAAGACGUUCGGCUGCUUUAUUACACGUGAUUAACAGGUUUUAAACAUCUGAAGAACGUUUGAGUUGCAGGUUGAAUAAACUUCAUUUCAAACACUUUAAAA
Molecule: messenger RNA, 5055 nt
Organism: Toxotes jaculatrix (banded archerfish)
Lineage: Eukaryota; Metazoa; Chordata; Actinopteri; Toxotidae
Product: LIM domain-binding protein 3-like
Exons: 13
Coding region: 192-1847 (551 amino acids)
Biological process (GO): actin cytoskeleton organization; heart development; muscle structure development
Cellular component (GO): adherens junction; filamentous actin; stress fiber
Molecular function (GO): muscle alpha-actinin binding; actin binding
Source: RefSeq, a predicted model, not a curated record